AUGUUAUUCACAGUCGACCACAUCAAUCGUAAUUCAAACAUUUUACCCGGUAUUAAACUCGGGGCUGCAAUUUAUGACACGUGCGCAAGAGCAACGUACGCUUUAGAACAGUCGCUUGAAUUUGUACGGGCUUCAAUCAGUACAUUAGACGCAUCAGAGUUCGAAUGCGAUGACGGCUCGUUGGCCAAAGCAAAAUAUAUACCAACAGCCGUAGCUGGUGUUAUUGGCGGUUCGUCCAGCAGUGUUUCUUUGCAAGUAGCCAACUUACUGCGACUGUUUCAUAUUCCCCAAAUCAGCUAUGCUUCGACAAGCGCAGCCCUGAGCGACAAAACAAGGUUCGACUAUUUUGUACGGACGGUACCUCCAGAUACAUUCCAGGCCAUUGCAAUGGUGGACAUUGUAUCGGCAUUUAACUGGACAUACGUGUCGACUGUGGCCUCACAAGGAGAGUACGGUGAGUCGGGUAUAGAUUAUUUUCAGCAGGAGGCCCGCCAGAGAAAUAUUUGCAUAGCAACGACAGUCAAAAUCCCGACCAACUCGAAGAGUAACACUUUCAGUUACCUUAUAAGUAGACUCUUGGAAAAAAAGAACGCACGGGUAGUGAUUCUGUUCGUUCGAAUCGAGGACGCCACUCGGAUUUUGGAGUCGGCAACAAAAAUGAACGUAACAAAUCAUUUUGUCUGGAUUGCUAGUGACGCGUGGGGGCGUCAACCCCAUCCGGUAAAGCGGAAUGAAGCGGUGGCUGAAGGCGCAUUGACUAUAGAGCUAACAUCAGCUCUCAUACAUCCGUUUAACGAUUAUUUUAGACAGCUGGAUCCGUAUUUAAAUACACGAAACCCCUGGUUCCGAGAAUACUGGGAGAAAGUCCACGACUGCAAAUGGAUGACAGAAGAAAGAUCAUCCCUCCCAUCUCUAGAUUCGAUACCCGAACGAAUUUGCAACGGGGAUGAGAAAAUGAACCCAGGUGAAUAUAAACAGGAAAGCAAAGUACAGUUCAUUUAUGACGCAGUAUACGCAUUGGCAAUCGCACUUCAUCGAAUGCAGAAAGACCUUUGCCCAAAAUCCGUGAGACUUUGCGACCAAAUGAAGAAAAUUGACGGCGAGGUGCUUCUUAAAAAGUAUCUCCUCAAUACAUCAUUUGAAGAUGGCUACGGUGCUCGGGUCGAAUUUGAUGAACAUGGCGAUGCACUCGGCCGCUACAUGAUCUUUAACUACCGCUACAACAAAACAAAGAAGGCCUACGAAUAUAAGAACGUUGGAACGUGGAGUACGAACGGCCUUGAAUUGAGUGAAGAUGAUAUAACCUGGAGCGGUGGUAUAUCGAAUAUUCCUGUUUCACGAUGCAGUCGUCCGUGUAAUUAUGAUGAAAUCAAGUCAGUUCACGACACUUGUUGUUGGAUUUGUAUCAAGUGCCAAGAUUGGGAAUACCUUUAUGAUGAAUAUACGUGUAAGGACUGUGGCUUAGGACGCUGGCCGAACGCCACCAAGCGCAGUUGUUUCGACUUGGAAUUACAGCAUAUGACAUGGGACAGUAUCUAUGCCAUUGUACCGAUGUCACUCUCCUGCCUCGGUAUAAUCGGCACGGUCACUGUGAUUGUGACCUUCGUCCGCUACAAUGACACGCCUGUGGUCAUGGCAUCGGGCCGCGAAUUGAGCUACAUGCUCCUCAGCGGCUGUCUCUUUUGUUAUCUAAUGUCAUUUAUUCUGAUCGCUAAACCAUCAAUGUUUAUUUGCUCGGUACAGCGAAUUGGCGUCGGUUUUGGUUUCGCUAUCAUAUAUUCGGCGCUUCUUACAAAAACUAAUCGAAUAUCCCGGAUAUUUUACAACGCCCGGCGUUCGGCCCGGCGACCUCCGUUCAUCAGUCCACGCUCUCAGAUAGCCAUUGCUAGUAUUUUAAUUUCGAUUCAAAUCGUAUUUACCGUGAUCUGGUUGGUGCUCGAACCGCCUGGUACCAGACACUACUUCCCUUAUAACAAAAGGAACGAAGUUAUUCUUAAGUGCAAAACACGAGAUAUCUCCUUCCUUGUUUCAUUAAUAUACAAUAUGCUCCUCAUUAUCAUAUGUACUGUUUACGCAGUCAAGACACGAAACAUACCAGAAAAUUUUAACGAAUCAAAAUUCAUAGGAUUUUCAAUGUAUACAACUUGCAUUAUCUGGCUAGCAUUUGUUCCAAUAUAUUUCGGAACGCUAAACGCAUUCCAGGAAGUCAAUUCCCAAUGGCCCGACGAACCGUCACGACUAGGGACUACUUCAGCUGUAGUAGAUAUAGAUGACGCCCUCCCUGUCUUGCCGCGCUUUGGCGCUCCACGACACCAGCUCUCGGAACCUUCGUGCCCAUUGGAACAAGCGAUCUCUCCCGCUCAUUUCACCGGGUGCAGUCUUCGUAUACUAGUCUCUGCUGUAUCUACCCUGUUUCACUUUGACUUCUCUAUCACUCUCUUUCUCGUCAUUCUCAUUUUAAUUCCUCCCCAAUUCCUCUCUCUCUCUCUCUCUCUCUCUCUCUCUCUCUCUCUCUCUCUCUCUCUAACACACGCACUCAGUCUCGUUUCCGCUUCGGCUCUUUUUUCGCUUUCUUCUUCUGUUAGUCUAUAUCUCUCUUUAUCUUUCUUCACUAUCUUUUCUCUCUCUUCUUUCUUUCUUUCUCUCUUUCUUUCUUUCUUUCUUUCUCUCUUUCUUUCUUUCUUUUUUUCUCUUUCUCUCUCUUAUUUUCAGCCUCGUUUCCGUUAUCUUGAAGCUAACGGCAUGAUAGAACGUUUUCACUGUUCUCUGAAUCAAUCCCUGAAAACAGCACUGAUCUAUACUUCCUGGCUUCAGAAUAUUCCUAACUCUCUCUCUCUCUCUCUCUAUCUAUCUAUCUAUCUAUCUAUCUCUCUCUCUCUCUAUCUCCCUCCCUCCCGGAUUUCCUCUUUCGAACUGCUGAAAUGGAAUUUCCACUGUGAAGCUAAAAGGGCUGUUCUUGUUCCUCCUUUUUAUCUCUUGUCCUCUUUCUGUCGCCCCUCUUUCACUGAUCCUCGUAUUUUCUCCCCCUGUCUCUGUCUAUAUCUCUAUUUCACUUCCUUCAAUCUCUCUCUCUCUCUCUCUCUCUCUCUCUCUCUCUGUCUGUGUUAUGAUAGGGGUGGUAGGUUCCUACACAACACUCUCUAUCUAUCUAUCUAUCUAUCUAUCUAUCUAUCUAUCUAUCUAUGUAUCUAUCUAUCUAUCUAUCUAUCUAUCUCUCAUUAUCAAUCUCGUUUCCGUUUCGGCUUUUUAGUUCUUCUUUUCUCUAUGUGUCAUUCUUUUUUCUUUAACGCUUCCUGCUUUCUCCUUCUGUUUGUCCGUAUAUCUCUCUCUCUUUCUUCACUAUGUUUUCUCGCUCUGUCUUUCUCUCGUUGUCUCUCUCUCUCUCUAUCUAUCUAUCUAUCUAUCUAUCUAUCUAUCUAUCUAUCUAUCUCUCAUUCCAACCCUCUCUCCAUGGAAUCGAUUGUCUUCCCUUUCGCUUUUCAUUUUUUUAAUUUUGUUUCUUUUUCCCUUUUGUUUCUUUUUUCACUUGUGUUUCUUUUUCACUUGACUACCUUUUAG
Molecule: messenger RNA, 3558 nt
Organism: Acanthosepion pharaonis
Lineage: Eukaryota; Metazoa; Mollusca; Cephalopoda; Sepiida; Sepiidae
Source: the annotation of a GenBank genome assembly